This is a messenger RNA of Geodia barretti, 587 nucleotides long. The record is from the annotation of a GenBank genome assembly. Lineage: Eukaryota; Metazoa; Porifera; Demospongiae; Tetractinellida; Geodiidae.
GUCCUAUUAGCGCGACGACUAGCGUGGACGCUGCAGAUGGAACUCCGAGAACUAUUGAGCAGCAGGAGAUGAUGAGAGUUCAUUCGCCGUGCAGACUCGCUGCAGUCUGGCCACGCAGCAGGCUUGGGCCACCACAACUCUUGCUGGUAUUUAUUUCGACUUUACUGCUCUGCACGACCGGUCACCUUGGCUCCUGUGGAUACGACUAUGCGGUUCAGCCUCACUCCAUAAACUUCACCACCAUUCCUCAAUCCCAGACAGCGGUACAAGGAGAAACAGUCGUCCUCAACUGCAGCUUCCCCAUCGUGAAACUGGGCAGCAAUUACCCCGUCCCGCAUUUAGAGUGGUGGAAAAACGGGACACGUAUUGUUGAUCCAGAGAAGCCAACGAAAGAGAACAUUGCUAGGGGUUUCCUCGUUUCUCAGCUAGUGAUUGACAGUGUCACAGAGGGCGAUGAGGGAUACUACGAGUGUAUUGCAGUCGAUGGGAAGAAGAAAGGAGACAAAGUUGGAGAAGGAAGGCACAUCAUCUCCAGCCCAAGAGCAUACGUUCAAGUUGUCUGUAAGUUUACUGUAAUUCUGAUAGUG